AUGGCAGACAUGCGGAAUUGCCUUCAGUCACAAAGCAAGCCGUCCGACGCGCAUAAGGGAGUCGCCCCUCGACCGAAUACACCGACGUUUGCGCGGCAAACAGCGAGUGUAGUAAAUUUCGGGGCGAUGGAAUCCUACACGGGAUAUCACUCCCAGUUUCUAGGGCACGGGCCGGGACCGUACGACUCACGCCAGGCCAUGGGGCAGACGUUGAACCAGUGCCCGUGCCAGGGCUGCUCGCUACGGUGGCAGCAGUCCCAGCCGACUGGACCGCACAACAACGCCCUCUGUCCUCCUUACUCUUCCUACGACCACAGCCUGCUCAAGCCGACCUGGAACAACCAGGCUAAGGACUUCGGCCCCAUUUUCUCAGGGAGCAACUUUUCUCAGAACUUUGGCGGUGGAGGGCAGACCUAUCCUGUACACGACGGUUUGAACAAGACAGGCGGCGUUAGAGAGAACUGUACGCCGGGGACUUUAGACCCGUCUUCGUCGCUACCCCCGUGUAGGUAUUCCGUCGCAGGGCCAUCCCAGAAUUUGGGACUCCCUGCUUCAAAAAACGGCACGGAUGGGCCCGUGGUCGCAGCUGCCGACCAGUCAGUUGCACGUGGCGGUAGGAAAAAGCGGUGUCCGUACAGCAAGUACCAACUCUCUGUCCUGGAGCAGGAGUACAUCCAAAACAGAUACGUCAGCAGAGAGACGCGACUAGAACUCUCCCAGAGACUCAACCUCACCGACAGACAAGUCAAAAUCUGGUUCCAGAACCGCAGAAUGAAACAAAAACGCCUGGAAUUCCGCUCCAUGAACCAGACAUGAGCCGACUCGUUCUAUAACUCUAUAUCUAUCUUUUAGAAUGUUCCCUUUUCUCAUAUCAGAUCCGAUCAGAAAAAAAAGAAACGCAACACACAACACUUUAAGUUGUCAAACCUUAGAAUAACUUCUAUAUUUCAGCUCUGUGCCAUAGCGUCUUCAUAUAUAAAAAAGGAAGUAUGUAUUUUUUUCUUAGGGCAACAGGGUUCUCUGUACUAGUUUCUCUACAUCGAUACAUUUUGAGAUACUAAGAAAUUUCUGUCAGUAACAAAAAUCGCAAUGCUGUAGCCAGGAAAUAUUUUCUUUAUCUGUUUUGUGUGAAAAAAAUUCUUGAGAUGUGUAUUUUAAGGCCUUUGGAAACACAGUGUAAUAGCCAAC
Messenger RNA from Branchiostoma belcheri (Belcher's lancelet), 1188 nucleotides. RefSeq names its product homeobox protein Hox-C12a-like. Gene Ontology annotation, molecular function: RNA polymerase II cis-regulatory region sequence-specific DNA binding; DNA-binding transcription factor activity, RNA polymerase II-specific. The record is from RefSeq and is a predicted model, not a curated record. Gene Ontology annotation, cellular component: nucleus. Gene Ontology annotation, biological process: regulation of transcription by RNA polymerase II. Lineage: Eukaryota; Metazoa; Chordata; Leptocardii; Amphioxiformes; Branchiostomatidae. The transcript has 2 exons. The coding region runs from base 1 to 816 and encodes 271 amino acids.